AUGGAAAAAUAUUUCCCUAAUUAUAUAGUGGUAAGAAGACCAUUAAACACUGAAAUAAAAGAAGCUGGAGAAUGGUAGGGAUUCAUUAAAGAUCUUAAGCAGACUAUAAGGACUACUGUGGCUAAGUCAAAAGGUGAAAUUAUUUAAAAUAUGCAUUCUCUUCAUACAUAGAAUCAUUAGAAAAUUGAUGAAGCAUUUUCACAGAAUUCAAAGCAUACUUUUUCAAAUGAAGGACUAGAAGAACAGAUUUCAAAGUUAAUUAAGCAAAAAAUAGAAGAAAAUCCAAAGAUUAUUAGCAAUGAUCUUAGCUAAUUUAAAUAAUCAUUAGAUAUUGAAGUUGAAAGUUUAAGGGGAGAUAUUAGGACAUAAGGUAAAGAACUAAAUUUUCAAUUAAAAAGUCUUGAAAAUUAUACAAAAUUAAUUGAUUCUUAAACUAAAUAACUUGAUUAACAAGUAAAAGGACUUGAUUAUAAAGUUGAUGGCCUUGAUUUACAAGUAAAAGGACUAGACAAGAAAGUUGAUGGAGUAGAUUCAAGAUUUUUUAAAGUAUAGGAGGACAUUAAUUAUAUAAAAGAUUCCUUGACCUUGUUCUUUCAAAAAUAAUAGAAUCAAUGA
Messenger RNA from Stylonychia lemnae, 615 nucleotides. Lineage: Eukaryota; Ciliophora; Spirotrichea; Sporadotrichida; Oxytrichidae. The record is from the annotation of a GenBank genome assembly.